CCCGGUGUGUUUCGCAGGGUCAGCGUCCUGGUGGGAGCUCCCAAAGCCAACACCACACAGCCAGAUAUCGUGGAAGGAGGAGCGGUGUAUUACUGCGCCUGGCCCGCCGCCCGGUGCAGGCAGAUCCCCUUCGACAACACCAACAACAGGAAAAUCAAAGUCAAUGGCACCAGGGAACCUAUUGAAUUUAAGACAAAUCAGUGGUUUGGGGCAACAGUCAAAGCUCAUAAAGAAAAAGUUGUGGCUUGUGCUCCUUUGUAUCAUUGGAGAACCCUUAAAGACAGCCCUGAGAAGGACCCUGUUGGCACCUGCUAUGUAGCAAUUCAGAACUUCAGUGCCUAUGCUGAAUAUUCACCUUGUCGUAACAGCAAUGCAGAUCCUGAAGGACAAGGCUUUUGUCAAGCCGGUUUCAGCUUAGAUUUUUACAAGAAUGGAGACCUGAUAGUAGGUGGGCCCGGUAGUUUUUAUUGGCAAGGUCAGGUAAUCACUGCAAGUAUUGCGGACAUCAUUGCAAAUUAUUCCUUCAAGGAUAUUCUGAGGAAACUGGCACGAGAGAAGCAAACAGGAGUGGCACCACCUUCAUAUGAUGACAAUUACAUGGGAUACUCAGUGGCUGCUGGGGAAUUUACUGGGGAUUCUGAACAAGAGCUGGUUGCUGGAGUCCCAAGGGGAGCACAGAACUUUGGAUAUGUCUCAAUUAUUAAUUCUUCUGACUUGACCUUUAUCCAGAACUUCACUGGUGAGCAGAUGGCGUCCUAUUUUGGGUACACAGUUGCAGUAUCUGAUGUUAACAAUGAUGGUUUAGAUGAUAUCCUAGUUGGUGCCCCUCUUUUUAUGGAACGGGAAUUUGAGAGCAAGCCUAAAGAAGUUGGGCAAGUUUAUCUGUACCUACAAGAAAGUGCAUUCCUCUUCCAAGAUGCACAAAUUCUGACAGGCACUGAAGUGUUUGGCAGAUUUGGCAGUGCAAUCACACACCUUGGAGAUCUCAAUCAAGAUGGUUAUAAUGACAUUGCUAUUGGUGCACCAUUUGCAGGAGAAGACAGAAGAGGGAAAGUGCUCAUUUACAAUGGAUACAGUAAUGGGUUAAACCCAAACCCUUCCCAGGUUCUCAGUGGAGCCUGGGCCUCACAGUCCAUGCCUUCGGGAUUUGGCUUCACUCUAAGAGGAGACUCAGAUGUAGACAAGAAUGAUUACCCAGAUUUAAUUGUUGGUGCAUUUGGAGCUGGAAAAGCAGUUGUUUACAGAGCCAGACCUGUUGUGACAGUGAAUGCUCAUCUUAUUCUGAACCCCAUGAUUGUGAAUCCAGACAAUAAAACCUGCCAGCUCCCCAGCUCUCAGCUUUUGGUGGCCUGCUUUAUGGUAAGAGUCUGUGCAGAUUUUGAAGGUCAAAGUAUUUCAGAUGAGAUAGUCCUGAAAGGUGAAUUGCAAUUAGAUUCAUUGAAACAGAAAGGAGCUGUUAAGAGGACCCUCUUCUUUGAUUACCAUCAGUCACAUCACUACUUCUCCAUUGUGAUAGAAAGACAGAAACAACUCCAUUGCCAGGACUUCCUUGUUUACCUCAGAGAUGAAACAGAAUUUAGAGAUAAAUUAUCUCCCAUCAAUAUAAACUUCAAUUAUAGUUUGGAUGAGUCCCGUUUUGAAGAUAGUAUGACUGUGAAGCCAAUACUGAACUAUUACCAGAAAAACUCACUAGCUGAGCAGGCUCACAUUCUGGUUGACUGUGGGGAGGACAAUUUAUGCAUUCCUGACUUGCAACUUUCUGCAGUGCCGGAUACAGAUCAGCUAAUAAUUGGAGAAGAAAACUGUGUCAUGCUCAUAAUAAAUCCAAGGAAUGAUGGGGAAGGAGCCUAUGAAGCUGAGCUACAUAUAAAGAUUCCACCUGAAGCAGAUUACACUGGGGUUGAACGCAACAACAAGGCACUGCGUGUAUUGAGCUGUGAUUACAAGAUGGAAAAUGAAACUAGAAUGGUGGUUUGUGAUCUUGGGAACCCCAUGGUGGCUGGAGCAAACUUCUCCACUGGCAUUCGAUUUUCUGUUCAGCAUUUCGAAAAUGCAGAUUUCAGCAUCAACUUUGAGCUGCAAAUAAAAAGUUCUAACAAAAUAAAUCCCACCAGCAACUUCGUGAACCUCCAUAUCAACAUCAGUGCUGUGGCUCAAGUACAGAUCAGAGGAGUGUCUCACCCCCCAACCAUAAUUUUUCCACUUCACAACUGGGAACCCAAAGAUGAACCUACGAAAGAAGAAGAAGUUGGUCCUUUAGUAGAACACAUCUAUGAGCUGCACAAUAUAGGACCAAGUGCCAUCAACAAUACAGUUCUCCACGUUGGUUGGCCUGUGUCCAGUAGAGAAGAAUUUCUUCUUUAUAUUCUUCACAUUCAGACACAUGGACCAUUGAACUGUCAAACAAGCUCUCCUAUUAAUACAAUGCAAAUAAAAUUUACUGUUCCACAAGACACUCCUGAACUUGCUGCUUUUUUAUAUAAUUCCACAAUUUCUCAUUACAUCAGGAGAAGAGAUGUCACAGUGGCAGAACCUCACAGGAAAAACUCUGCAAAAAUACUGAACUGUACAAAUGUGAAGUGUGUCCUAAUUUCAUGUGCUGUGGGACAGUUGGAAAGAGGAAAGAGUGCUGCACUAAAAAUCAGGUCCCGGCUCUGGGCACAAACAUUCCUGGAGAGAAAGAAUGAUCUCUAUAGUCUUUCUUCCAAUGUUUCCUUUGAAGUUAAGAGCAUGCCAUAUAAAGUGCAACCAGCAAAGCUCCCCAAGGGAAGCAUAGCAAUCAGAACAUCUGUCAUUUGGUCCACCCCAAAUGUCUCUUUUGAGAUCCCUUUAUGGGUUAUAAUACUAGCCAUACUUCUUGGACUACUGGUACUAGCUCUGCUGACCCUAGCUUUAUGGAAGUGUGGCUUCUUUGACAGAGCUAGACCUCCUCAAGAUGACAUGGCUGACAGGCAACAGCUGACAAAUAACAAGACUACUGAUGCUUAAAGGAAGAGAGUGACAGUUCACGUCAGAAUCCUGCCUGAGAGACUAGAAACACAAUGAGGAUUAAAUGAAAGAUUCCUUCCAACCAGUCUUCGUUUGUACCUGCAAGUGACAUGGUGUCAAUCUGAUCUAUGCAACGUUCUGAGAAUAUGCCACAUGAUGGCCAUCCUUGCCAAAGAAAGCUGCUUAUCACUGCCUUAUAAACAUAUUUACCACUGAACAGAAUUUUUAUCCCAUAUUCCAGUCUACGUUUCAGCAGAUGCUUCUGAGCACAUGUGGUAUACUGAGAUGCUUCCAGGACAAGCCCAAAUCUCUCAAAGAGAGAAUGCCUUCAUUGCUGUAUUGUCUAGAAGAUGAAGCAGGACAAACCUUCUGAAUGCUACUGCAGAGUACCUUUGAAACCUCCCUAAGAACUUGUAUGAAAUUAUGGCUCAGGGAGACGGGCAAUAUAUCAGUACUGUGAAAGUACUUCUGAAAUACAAAGGUAGUCUAUACAUAACUUUAUGGACGGGGCACAAUUAUUUAUUUUUCCACCUUUUUGGAAUAAGUAUCUGAUAUAAUCAUCAACAUAUAUUUUGAGAGAAGAAAGGAAAAAAUAAUAGAAAUCACAUACUUUGCAUGUAAAUAGGAGAAUAAACACAUUGUACACCCAGAACACAA
Messenger RNA from Cyanistes caeruleus (blue tit), 3645 nucleotides. The record is from RefSeq and is a predicted model, not a curated record. NCBI's taxonomy places the organism in Eukaryota, Metazoa, Chordata, Aves, Passeriformes, Paridae.